Messenger RNA from Penicillium cataractarum, 1020 nucleotides. RefSeq names its product class I SAM-dependent methyltransferase. The coding region runs from base 1 to 1020 and encodes 339 amino acids. The transcript is spliced from 3 exons. The record is from RefSeq and is a predicted model, not a curated record. Gene Ontology annotation, molecular function: methyltransferase activity. NCBI's taxonomy places the organism in Eukaryota, Fungi, Ascomycota, Eurotiomycetes, Eurotiales, Aspergillaceae.
AUGUCCCAACCAAAUCCCUACGAGCGCAUUCAAAUCGACACCAGCGACGAUGACUCCCUCUUCGACACAAAAACCCUCGUGGACUCCAAUCUCUCCUUCGCCUCCUCCGUCCGCGACUACUCCUACGAAAAUGGCCGCCGCUACCACGCCUACCGCCACGGACAAUACCCCUUCCCCAACGACGAAGAAGAACAAGCCCGCCUCGCCCUAAUGCACCACCUCUUCAAACUCCUCUCCGGCGGCGACCUGUACCGUGCCCCAUUCACCCGCACUCACACCCCUCCAACCCGCAUCCUCGACAUCGGCACUGGCACCGCCGAAUGGGCCAUCGAAAUGGCCGAAGACUUCCCCACAACCACCAUCCACGGCACAGACCUCUCCCCAAUCCAACCCUCCUGGGCCCCUCCAAACUGCCGCUUCUUCAUCGACGACGCCGAGUCCGACUGGACUUUUCCCCCCACGGAGCCCUUUGAUUACAUUCACGCGCGGAGUUUGGGCGGGGGCAUCGCUGAUUGGCCGCGGUUAUUGAGGCAGGCGUUUACGCAUCUUAAACCGGGCGGGUGGUUUGAGGCGCAGGAGUUCCAGACGCUCGUGUUGAGCGAUGAUGGGACGCAUGAGAGUGCGACAAGUAUUUUGGAUUGGCAGGAUCAGUUGAAUCGCGCGAGUGAUCAGUUUGGGAAACCCAUGAAUGUGGCUUCCAGGUUGGAGGAGUGGUUGGUGGAUGCGGGGUUUGUGAAUACUCGGGAUGAUAUUUACAAGUGCCCCGUCGGCGGCUGGGCCAAAAACCGCCGUCUCAAAGAAAUCGGGCGCGUCGGCAAAGUGACUAUCCUCGAGGUAGUCGAGCCAUACACACUAGCCCUCUUCACCCGCGUCCUAGGCUUCUCCUACCAAGACGCACAAGAGUACAUGGACAAAGUACGCGCGGAACUAGUCAGCAACAAGUUCCACCUCUACGUGCGAUUCCAUUUCGUGUACGGGCAAAAACCGCUCGGAAUGAACGGUCAUGGCCCGACACAAUGA